Molecule: messenger RNA, 1650 nt
Organism: Plasmopara halstedii
Lineage: Eukaryota; Oomycota; Peronosporomycetes; Peronosporales; Peronosporaceae
Product: Calponin
Exons: 1
Coding region: 1-1650 (549 amino acids)
Molecular function (GO): protein binding
Source: RefSeq, a predicted model, not a curated record
AUGUCUAUCCGUGCACCUGUGAAAGUCCGUGGUGGUGGCUAUGGCCUUGAUGCUGAGUUAGCGCGCAAGGCUGCUGAGCGUUACGAUUACGAUAUGGAGGACGAGGCGUGCGAGUGGCUCGAGACGAUUUCAGAGAUGGAAAUUGGCGAAGACUUUGGUGAAGGUCUUCGUGAUGGUAUUAUUCUUUGUACAGUCGCCAACAAAAUUCAUCCGGGUGUUGUGAAGCGUAUCGAGAUGAAGUCCAAGAUGCCCUUUAAGUUGAUGGAAAAUGUGUCGGCAUUUUUAAAAGCUUGCCGCGUCAUGGGAGUCAAUGAGUUUGAUCUUUUUGAGACUGUGGAUUUAUUUGAGCUUAAAGACCUGGGCAACGUAGUACGCUGUAUUUUUGCUCUUGGACGUGCUGUACAGCGUAAUUAUCCUGACUUUAAGGGCCCUACACUUGGAGUCAAGGAAAGCAGCAAGAAUCAGCGCUCAUUUACAUCCGACCAGAUUGCUGGUGGGAAGAAUGUCCCAGUCCAACAGACACUUGGUAGCUACCGCACUAUGAAGCGACAGACGACGUCCCAUACGAAUAAACUCAUGCUUGGUGCAGACGCUGCACAGAGUGCGUAUCGUGCUCCACCUCCUCCGCCGCCUCCAUCGGAUGAAAAGAUUGAGCAGCUGACUCGAUUUCGGAAAGUAGAUCAUCUCAUGACGUCGAACUCACAGCCAGAGGUUGAAAGCUCACCUCCGAAACACAUACCGCAGAAGGCAGAGAUAGAUGCGACAGUGGCAGAGCUUACUGAAGGGGUGGAUUCCACUUUUUUAGAUGACAAACCUGUUGCGUCAUCUAUUCAUGGGUUGACAAGGACAGGCGCUAGUUCUGGGCUUACGGCAGAGGAAGAAGCUCAGGAGUGGAUUGAGGCUGUGCUGGAUGAGAAGUUCUUGGCGAGCUUUGGUGACAGUCUGAGGGAUGGCGUGAUGUUGUGCACAAUGAUGAACAAGAUUAAGCCAGGACUGAUUGCCAAGAUACAGACGUCAUCGAUACCAUUUAAGCAAAUGGAAAACGUCAGCGCUUUCGUCCGCGCAUGCCGCACCAUUGGUGUCGCGGAAUUUGAUUUGUUUGAAACGGUGGAUUUGUAUAAUCAGUCGAACUUGGGACAAGUGGUGCAGUGUAUUCAUGCUCUUGGCCGCGCGAUACAAAAAACGAUGCCCGAGUACGAAGGACCAGUACUCGGUGUGAAAGAGUCGACUGUUACCCCGCGAAAGUUUUCAGAGGCUCAGCUGCGUGAGGCUGCGGCAGCCAUCCCGGUGUUUGCGACUGCUAGCCAAUCGGUUAUGGAACGUUUACCGUUCGAUCAUUCUACAUCUAUUACUUUCCGCUCAGACGCGGCUGCUGCCUCUGGCAAAGCAAGUAACGACCUAAAGUCUAUGGCAACGGAAACUCAGACCGAGGCAUCCAAUGAACAAACCGAGGCAGCAGCUACUUCGGUGUCAGAUAAUAAGAUUGCUCCGUCCUUGGAAGACGAUUCUGCUAAGAUUAUGGAGAAAUCCAAUUUAUUGUCGCCUCGGGUGCCUACUUUAAAGUCAGGGGGCUUAGAAAACCUUCCGAGGCCAAAUUUACCUAUUGGAAGCUCCUCUUCAAUGCUACCGACACGUACUGUCUGGAGCUAA